UCAAGUCUUAUUGAGAUCCUUAAAUUGGAUUCAAACAUCUCCUCCAUUACAGAAUUCAGGACUCUAAACUGAGCUCCAUUAAAGAUUCCCGUGCCAUUGACUUGGGUUCCUAAUGAACAUACCUCUUCUUUAACAUAGACCUAACCUUAUAUAUAUAUACUCAUCGUACCAUCUUGAACGGGUGUUAAAACCUUCGGAGACAAAACCCUUUUCAGGAAGCAAAUAAUGUCUUUGAUUUAAAUUAACUGCUGCACUAAUCAAUCCUUUUUAGCUUCUCCAAGUUCAGUUCAACUUGAAGGCUUGGAAGCAAAGAAAGUAUGGAUGAGACGAACGAUAUUGACAGGAUUGAUGAUGUUAUGUUGCCCGGUUUUCGCUUCCAUCCAACGGAUGAAGAGCUCGUCGGAUUCUAUCUCAAGGGGAAGAUUCAGCGGAGAUCUUUGCCCAUUGAGCUUAUAAAGCAAGUUAACAUAUAUAAAUAUGAUCCCUGGGAUCUCCCAAAGCUGGCUAGUACUGGGGAGAAAGAGUGGUAUUUCUACUGUCCAAGGGACAGAAAAUACAGAAACAGUGCGAGGCCUAACCGGGUUACUGGAGCCGGAUUUUGGAAGGCGACUGGAACUGAUAGGCCUAUUUACUCCUCUGAUGGCACCAAAUGUAUUGGGUUGAAGAAGUCCUUGGUGUUUUACAGAGGUAGAGCUGCCAAAGGGAUCAAAACAGACUGGAUGAUGCAUGAGUUUCGCCUUCCUUCUCUUGCAGAUUCAGCACCACCAAAGAAGCCCCUAGACAAAAACAUUCCAGCAAGUGAUGCUUGGGCAAUCUGUAGGAUAUUCAAGAAAGCCAACACUAUGGCUCAGAGAGCCCUGUCUCAUUCUUGGGUCUCAACAUUACCAGAAAUUACAGCCUUAGAUGUACUAAACCAAGGAGCACACUGCACUCAUUUCAGUCCAGAGAAUGUUUCCUGCAGAACCGAAAUCAGUUCAGUCAUGCAGUUAUCUGGAAAUACUGACUUACAACAAGCCAUUAAUCCUUCCUUAUAUAAACCAUCUCUAUUUCCAGACAGCUCCAUGUUUUCUCCAGGGACUACCAAGUGUACAGCUGAUGCCUCUUCCAUGCUACUGAACCCUUCAUUGCUGAGUGAUGUCAGUCAGAGCUCUGAGAAUUUAGACUUUGAAGGGUCACAGCAGCAAGUAAUGGGAUUUUCUAUCAGUGUGCCUCAGGAGAUGCAAGGCAACAUGAUUCCUGGAGAAGAUGAAUCAGGCUCAAGAAGGAACAUAAAUGCAACACACGAUAAUAACCAGUGGGGAAGUAUCAGAUCCAUUGGAUUUCCCUUCAGUUUGCCUUCCAAUUCGCCGGAGGCAUGGAAGCCGAAUUGGCCAUGGGAUUCACCCCCUUGUCCUUGAGAGAUGUCAACCACAUACUACAAAAACAACUGCUACAAUUAAUUGUAAUUAUUUUGCUCGCAAUGUUAUAUGUAU
Mangifera indica (mango) is the source of this 1472-nucleotide messenger RNA. RefSeq names its product putative NAC domain-containing protein 94. The transcript has 3 exons. Bases 318 to 1397 code for a protein of 359 amino acids. Gene Ontology annotation, molecular function: DNA binding. The record is from RefSeq and is a predicted model, not a curated record. Gene Ontology annotation, biological process: regulation of DNA-templated transcription. NCBI's taxonomy places the organism in Eukaryota, Viridiplantae, Streptophyta, Magnoliopsida, Sapindales, Anacardiaceae.